GCUUCCUCUGCCCUGCCGGCUGCAGACUGAGAUCAGAGGCCCCUGGGACUUGCAGGCACCAUGGCAGACAAAAAGACCUACGCCAACCUGAAAUUUGCAGCGAGGGGCUCCCAGAUGCCAUCCAGGGCUGAACCGAACGUGACGUACCUGGAACUGAAAUUCAAGCCGGUCCCUGAGCCUCGCAUCCCUACAGGCAACCUGUCAACUACCUACUCGGAGCUGAAAUUCAGGAAUCCGGACCCCUCCGUCGACGAGGGUUUCCCCACUUCCUCGGGAGGCGGGGACCGGCCAGCCCCUUGCCGGACAGACCCGCAGACGCAGGAACUGAAAGAGAAUGUCGGAAGUGGAUCAAGCUGGAGGAUCUGGCUGCUCGGCCUGGUUACACUCGCCCUCAUUGCGACAGUCGUCGGGCUCUCGGUCUAUGUGUUUCAGACUUAUCAGUCUCUGGUCAUCUGUGAACGAAACCACUGGAGACUUUCGAAACAAGAUCAGGAGCCGAACAAGACCCAGCGCCAAUAUCCUCAACAGAUCCACGAGUUGAACUCGACCUUUGAAUCUGGGACAUCCGAGUAUAUCCAGCUGAGUCGCAAGAAUCUUUCUGCGCUCAACUCUCAACUGUCCGUUCUUAAACGAAGGAACGAAGAUCUCCUUCAGCAGUUCAACGUGAUGGAAACUAAGUUCAAAACUGUCAACGAAACCAAGGCUCGAAUCUGUGAAUUGUUGACCAGCAGAACAGUUACAGAAGAGACGUGUUCCCAGGGAUGGGUCAACAGGACAGGCGCUUGCUAUUUCAUAUCAACGGUGGCAAAAUCUCACGCUGAGGCGAAGCAAGAAUGUUCAAACAAUGCUUCAACGCUGCUGGAAAUUAGCUCCAUGGCUGAAGAGAAAUUUGUUGUCAACACUGUAAAUGGAAACGGCUAUUACUGGAUUGGAAAAUGCCUCGGCAGUGGGACAGCAGAAUGCAGUUUGCUGUACAAAAUGGUGGAACCAGUCUGCAAGAGUUGUGCAUCCGACUCUGCUCCUGCCGUUUGCUCUGGGGAGAAUUAUUUCAUCUGCAAGAAGCCUGCGAUUCCAAGUGAGACCUGGGGACUCUGUCAAAAUUCGCCAGGCCCGAAUUAGAUUCUGCUCCCCUCUCACCCCAUCUCUCCUCUCUUUCCCCCUUCCCCGUCCCUCCCCCACACUCCCCCUUUUCCCCUCCCUCUCCCGGUC
This is a messenger RNA of Mobula hypostoma (lesser devil ray), 1209 nucleotides long. Its product is annotated as B-cell differentiation antigen CD72-like. Bases 61 to 1119 code for a protein of 352 amino acids. The transcript is spliced from 8 exons. NCBI's taxonomy places the organism in Eukaryota, Metazoa, Chordata, Chondrichthyes, Myliobatiformes, Myliobatidae. The record is from RefSeq and is a predicted model, not a curated record.